This is a messenger RNA of Acaulospora morrowiae, 590 nucleotides long. Lineage: Eukaryota; Fungi; Glomeromycota; Glomeromycetes; Diversisporales; Acaulosporaceae. The record is from the annotation of a GenBank genome assembly.
AUGACAACGAACGAAGAGUGCACGCGGCUGCGUCAAGAAUUGAAUUCAGUUCGUUCGUUUUAUGAACAAAGAUUGCAGGAUUCCAAUACGAGAUUUAAAAGGUUACAGAGAUUCAGCGAAAAUCAAAAGCAUCAGUUAGAAGAAAUUCGGCAGAAUGUGACCCAAGCAGAACAGGAAAAAACCAAAGCCAUAAAUGAUUGUAAUGCGGCAAAUGAUCGAUUAGAUAAGCUACAUUUAGAAUUAGCUUUUAUGGAAAGGAGUCUGGAAGAGGAAAAGGAGAGCAAACGCUCCCUUAUGAAUUACAAAGAUCAGGAAAUAAGUCAGUCAAAAGACACAAUCGAGCAAAUAACGGUUUUACGGUCACAAUUUCAACAGCAAAUAUUCGAAUUACAAAAUGAACUGCAAUCCGUAAAAAUGACCGAAUAUCAGUGGAAGAAUAAACUUACAAUAGCAGAUGCAGAGAAGGAGUCACUUAGGGCCCAAGUAACCUCGAUGGAAAAUGAUGUAAAGCAAUGGCAAAGCUUGAUCAAAACUACAUCGGAUAGUAAGAAUGCGGAAAUAGAUUCUUUAAAUUCGAAAGUCGAAAAUUU